AUGGCCUCCGCCCAAGUGUAUCCAGCCUCCGAACCGGCGAGAUGGAUCUACCUCGACAGGAUCCGGACCCGACCCGGUCCGUUUACAAACCCCGACAUCUUCAGCGGCGAGCAGGUGGCUGCGGCUAUGGAAACGAUGAAGAUAUUGGUUAUUGGAGCUGGAGGAUUGGGCUGUGAGCUCUUGAAAAACCUCGCUCUGUCUGGGUUCAAGGACAUCCACGUCAUCGACAUGGACACGAUCGACAUCUCGAACUUGAACCGGCAAUUCCUCUUCCGCCAGGCAGACGUCGGAAAGUCCAAAGCCGAAGUGGCUGCUCGGUUUGUCGAGAAGCGGGUAAAGGGGGUCAAAAUUACACCACACAACUGCAGGAUCCAGGAUUUCGACGAGGACUUCUACAUGCAAUUCCAGCUUGUCGUGUGCGGGCUGGACAGCAUCGAGGCGCGCCGGUGGAUCAACGCGACGCUCAUCAACAUGGUGGACGAGGAGGUCGAAGACAGCUACAAGCCCCUCAUUGAUGGGGGCACGGAGGGCUUCAAGGGCCAGGCCCGCGUCAUUUUCCCAACCGUCACAUCCUGCAUCGAAUGCCAGCUGGAUAUGCACGCCCCGCGCGCGGCCGUCCCGCUCUGCACCCUCGCCAGCAUUCCCCGACAGCCAGAACACUGCGUCGAAUGGGCGCACGUCAUCGCCUGGGACCAAGAGAAGCCCUUCCCCGAGCUCGACAAGGACGACCCGGAGCACAUCACCUGGCUGUACCAAAAAGCGCUCGCCCGCGCGCAGGAGUUCAACAUCUCCGGGGUGACGUACUCCCUGACACAGGGCGUAGUCAAGAACAUCAUCCCGGCGAUCGCCGCGACCAACAGCGUGGUCGCGGCAGCCUGCUGCAACGAGGCGCUCAAGAUCGCGUCCAACUGCGCGCCCUUCCUGGGCCUGCCCGAGGAGAACUACAUGAUGUACUCGGGCAACGACAGCGUCUACACGUACACGUUCAAGCACGAGAAGAAGGACGACUGCCCCGUGUGCGGCCAGCUGGCGCGCGACUUGACCGUCGAUCCCGCCUGGACCCUGCGCGAGCUGGUCGAGUCCUUCGCCGCGCGGCCCGAGGCCCAGCUCAAGAAGCCGAGCCUGCGCGCCGAGGGCAAGACCCUGUACAUGCAGUCGCCGCCGAGCCUGGAGGCGCAGACGCGGCCGAAUCUGGAAAAGACGUUGACGGAGCUGGGCCUGGAGGCGGGACAGGAGAUCGGUGUGACGGAUCCGGCGUUUGCGACGGUGCUUUUCAAGUUCAAGCUUAAGUUCAAGCCAUGA
Molecule: messenger RNA, 1302 nt
Organism: Chaetomium globosum CBS 148.51
Lineage: Eukaryota; Fungi; Ascomycota; Sordariomycetes; Sordariales; Chaetomiaceae
Exons: 1
Coding region: 1-1302 (433 amino acids)
Biological process (GO): protein neddylation
Cellular component (GO): nucleus; cytoplasm
Molecular function (GO): NEDD8 activating enzyme activity
Source: RefSeq, a predicted model, not a curated record